This is a messenger RNA of Eutrema salsugineum, 1036 nucleotides long. RefSeq lists its product as uncharacterized. The record is from RefSeq and is a predicted model, not a curated record. Gene Ontology annotation, cellular component: endoplasmic reticulum; SNARE complex. The transcript is spliced from 8 exons. Lineage: Eukaryota; Viridiplantae; Streptophyta; Magnoliopsida; Brassicales; Brassicaceae. Gene Ontology annotation, molecular function: SNAP receptor activity. The coding region runs from base 171 to 893 and encodes 240 amino acids. Gene Ontology annotation, biological process: retrograde vesicle-mediated transport, Golgi to endoplasmic reticulum.
CACAAUAUGUUAUUCUUGCAAAUAAAAAAGUUACGUUCACUCAAAUUUCCUUUCGUCUCGAAUUUUACUUGCCUCAAAGGUGUUUGACGAAUUGUCUGAAUGACUUGAAAUUCGGAGAAACUGAAGGCAUUCGAUUUAUCUUCUCCUCUCCAAUCUGAACAAGAUCUGUGAUGAUGAGAAUCAGCAAAACAGAGAUCAAUUUAAGGAGAUUGCUUUCCGCUGCACCUAAUCAACAAAAUCAGUCAAAACUUAUGCAUUAUGUUGCUACUCUGAGGGAACAAUUAGAACAACUCUCGGAAGAGAAGACACCUGAAGGUCUUCCCAGAGUUACAAAGGCUAAAGUGAAUGAAUACUAUGAGAAGAUUGAAGCUGUUGCUUCCAAAAUAGCUGCUCAAGUGCCUGUCACAGAGGUAUCUGAUGAACCUUUUGCUAAGGACUCCACCUGUGAAAGCUCUCCAAAAUUACAGGACGAUGCUCGAAGUCCGACUUCUUCACAGCUGAGAAGAAGAAUUGUGUCUACAAGUUCCAAGGAUCAAAGCUAUGAUGCUGCUAAUGCUGAUCCAUCAAAAACAGUAAAACUAGACACCGCGGCUCAAGCACACAUUGAUAAGCACAGAGAGCUUCAGGAGCAUCUCACGGAUGAAAUGGUGGUACUUGCGAGACAACUCAAGGAGAGUAGCCUCAUGAUAAGCCAAUCUGUGCAAAAUACAGAGAAGAUACUUGACUCUACCGAGGAGGCCAUUGAGCAAAGCUUAGCGAGCACGGGACACGCAAACGUAAGAGCCACAAAGAUUUAUUCAGAGUCUUCAAAGACGAGUUGUUUCCAAUGGCUUUUGAUGUUCGCCAUGACCUGUGUGUUCAUAAUGGUUGUAUUGUUGAUCCGAGUCACAUAGAAGAUGGUUCCGAGUGUAAACCAAAUUAGUGAAAACUUUUAAGAACAUUUUAGUCUCUUUAUUAGCUAGUUAUACAAGUUGUUAAAAGAUCAUUGUGACUUUGUAAAUUAUGAGUUGGAUUUGUGAAGCUACUUUCUUUAAGA